UUGCAAUUGCAAGGCCACGCCACAAAUUGAGCUUCCCUCACUCCGAUUUCAAUACUGCCGGUGAUUUCUCCAGGCAAUAUCGAGCACUAUAUGAGUGCACUACGCACUCAAAGCUUGAAGUUCCACCUGGAACUCAGGCACCCAACGGUCCCCACCCGAUAAUUUAGGCAUCCACGCACGGCCCUUGCACCUCACAUCUACUUCGCACGAUAUGCGAACAGCACUAUAAGUUCUAUCCAUCACGCCCUUUGUCACUUCUGUUUCUACAAAUUCUGUGAUUCGCAAUGGCCAGGACUAAGCAAACAGCUAGCUGCCUCGCUCAUGAUAACACUACAAAACCCACCAGAGUCCUGAGAUCACACACAGUAAAAAGACAACGAGACAGAUGCUGUUGCAGGAACGAAUAUGAUAACUGUGAUGUGCAGCGCUGCACUGAGCCUCUUGCUUGGAACAUCAAAGACGACGAAGUCGUGACGCAGAAUGACUGCCCACUUUUCAAUGCCAUUCCAGUAGAACUCAGAAACCUCAUUUGCGAGUAUGCUCUUACCGACAGCACGUGGUCGGCCAGGAGUCCGAAGGGCGAUCGCGCACUGAAUCUUCUACACACCUGCAAGGCCGUGUAUCUCGAAACAUUCGCUCUUCCGCUUCGCCUGAAUGCUCUUCAGCUUCCGUUCACCGAAUGGCUCCCCCGCGAAAAGCAAAGAAUUAGGCUCCCGUGGCAGUUCGCGAACAUUCAAUCGCUUGAUAUUACACUCCAACAAGUAUCACUCGAGGGCGAAAGUCUGUACAACUUCUUCUUCGGUCCGUCAGGCUGGCAGCCAGAGGCUCGUCAUCAAAACGUAUUCGUAGCACCAGACAUUGGCCUCAAAAAUACUCCGUGGGGAAGCUACGAGUCUUGCAACUUUACGCUGCUAUCUACGGGCAUCAGUGGCGAUAGGACUCGCCUGCGUGAUGCCCUAGAGGAGAUGGACUUACCAGCUGAAUUUCAAAAGCCGAUGUCCGACAUGCGCCUGCAACGCGCAAGACCGCUCGUUCACCUUACGCUGCGCAUGCGCUGCACGGAUUGGUGGACAUGGAGUGAUGACCCGAGCAGCACGGAUGCCAAACGCAAUCAUCUGGCACUGGACCCAACAGUGGGCAACGGGGAGGACAAUCUCACCUCCCGUCCCACCAGCACGCAAAUGCAGGCCCUAGCACAGCAGCGACGCGACGGGUACGAUACCACCUCAAGCGCGCCAUUCAACAUAGAUACCCCAGGCUGGGGCCACAUCAUCAGCAAAUUGCCCGACAUCAAGACUCUCGAGCUUGUCUUAGAAACAUUCACAGAGAAAAAGGCACAGCUGGACACGGUCGUCGAGUGCGCAAAAACAUGGCGCUUCCCUAUCGCAGACACACAGUUCGAGUUGGCAUGGAACGGCAAAGUCAAAAGCGCACACCACAGCAGACCGCACGAGACAGCCAGUGAACAGGAAGCCUGGGAUUUUGGAUACGGGCAAUGGUGGACGCGCGGUACUGAAAUCGAAGAGCGCAUUAUCCGCUUCACACGGCAGCGCACGCCGCCGUCUACAGACUCUGAGUGCAAUGUCCAUUAGCCUCUCAUGUUUCUACUCUCAACCUCCAACCCCUAAAAUUCUAUCUCGUCGUCCUCACAACUUCGACUUCGAGGUGACCUUCUCCUCCCUCCC
Boeremia exigua is the source of this 1685-nucleotide messenger RNA. RefSeq lists its product as uncharacterized. The record is from RefSeq and is a predicted model, not a curated record. NCBI's taxonomy places the organism in Eukaryota, Fungi, Ascomycota, Dothideomycetes, Pleosporales, Didymellaceae. The transcript is spliced from 2 exons. The coding region runs from base 285 to 1592 and encodes 435 amino acids.